AGAGCCUCUGGAGAAUUGGUACAGAAAUAUAAUACACAAUAGCCUUUCAAAGCGCUUCGGCACAGACAUCUUUGAAUUUCCCUCAAAAGCAUCACGCAUGCGCUCAAAUAUGUGUCAGGGUCGUGUCGUGACUCAAGGUCAUCGCUGUUUCUACAGCAACCCGACUCCAUACUUGACAUUUCGUAUCCCAAUAUCGGGUCCGACACUCGUGUUUGUGGAAAAAAUUGUGUUUUCCGUGCCAAAAUGGACCUGGCGCCACCGUUUACCGUUCAAGCUGCAUGCAGCGUGCAACCUCUAGAAGACUACGACGGCCCGCGGGCUCCGUUACUCCGGCAAGUUUCCCUGGACGAGGAACGUCGUGAUGACUGCCAGGGGCACUGGCGAGGGUCUCAUCUCCUUGGCGAGGAAGAGGAGAAAGGCAUCAGGCUGUUCCGGGCGCUGUUGCUGCAGCAUCUGAGGCUGGAGGAGCUGAGGCCGCCGCCGUGUAUUGUUGCUAGUGCUAGACCGGAUCCAAGAGGCUGGUGGAUGUACUGGCGCGACUGGCGAGCGCUCGAGCGAGCAAUCAAGAGGUUCAGGAACACGAAGGCCAGAGGUCGGCUGGCUGAAAGGGCUGAAGAUAUCCCCCUUCUCUGUCUCGACGAGGUAGCCUUUGAGGAUAUCAUGCAGGAAUUGUGUCAGGCCUGUGCCCACGUGGAGCAGCGAGCGCUGGUGGUGCUGGCGUUCCUCUGCGAGGUGUGCGCGCGCGCCGUGCGGGUGGGGGGCUGGUGCCGCGCCACCGACUGGGCCGCCACACACGUGGCGCAGUACGCCACGCCCUGGGCCAUCAGGCAUGGCGGAUGGAGUAACGUGGUAGAAAAAGCCGGAGGCUACCGUCGUGAAGACAGCACACUUCUAGCUGGUGCAGCGGUAGCAGCACUUCUAGCGUUUCUCCUCUUCUGCCGCACACGUCUGCGACACUCCAUCCUCUAAAUAUCGCCACACGCACACUUGGAUGUCGCUUACCGCAUUGGCGGAGAUUGUCAAUCAAAGCAAUCGUAAGAUUCUAUUGGCUAACGCCUACUUACAGCGAUUGGAGCUCGUUCAAAUUUCAAAUUUCGAAGAUAUAACGAUUUUGAAUGGCAACGAGUUCAACAGUCGAGUAUUACUAUUAAGCCUGUAUUUCGGAGCUUUAGAAGGUGUGGUACAUACUGAGUGCGAUGUAAUACCUAAUGUAAACAGUUGUAAAUCAUCAAAUGAUAUGGAAUUUAAACUUGUGAUGACAGUAGAUAGAUCGAGAGUUUAACCAUCUGAAGGCAGAUAAUUGUGGACUUAGUAAAGUUUUGUACGUAAUUAACUACCUAUGUAUAUUAAGAAAAAAUGAGCCAAAGGUGUAUGACAAUUAUUCUAUGAUGGAUGUCGUUUAGAUAUAGAAUUUGAGACCUAAUCGUAUUCCUAAUAAUACUUCGCAUUUUGCUUAGAUUUCGGCUUACCUCAUAUUUUAAUUAUGUUGGCGUUUUGAUCAUUUCAAACUGAAAUUUCACAUUAAACUGUAUUAACACUUAAAUUCAUAUCUACACUAAAAUAAUCAAUUUACACUGAAUACCUAAUUUUCUGACAAUAAUUAAGCUUAAUUUGGCAUGUCUCUGUACCCGGUUGUCAUGUCAAAUAGGUAUCGGUCAAUCAAUUAUAUAUAUACACACACCACGUAACAACACCACGUAACAUACCACGUGUCCCAAAAUUCAACGAUAAGCCGGCACCAGAUGUACCUGCUCAGUACUGCUAGAGGAAAAAUAAAAUAAAAUAUAUAUCUCAAUUUAUUAUGGAAUUACAAAAAAAAAAACGACACCCCUAGUGGUAUUUUCAACAACCAUAUCUACAAUUUUUCAAUUUUGUUUUUUACAAUUUUUUUUAUUAUUUUUUCUCGAGUAGUCAUGAGCAGGGCAAGCGCUGAUGGCCUAGCGGUGAGAGCAUGCGACUUGCAAUCUGGAGGUUCAAACCCGGCUCGUGCCAAUGAGUUUUUCGGAACUUAUGUACGAAAUAUCAUUGAUAUUUACCAGUCGCUUUUCGGUGAAGGAAAACAUCGUGAGGAAACCGGACUAAUCCCAAUAAGGCCUAGUUUACCUUCUGGGUUGGAAGGUCAGAUGGCAGUCGCUUUCGUAAAAACUAGUGCCUACGUCAAAUCAUGGGAUUAGUUGUCAAGCGGACCCCAGGCUCUCAUGAGCCGUGGCGAAAUGCCGGGAUAUCGCGAGGAAGAAGUCAUGAGCAGGUCCAUCUUCUGGUGCCAGCUUAUCGUUGAAUUUUGGGACACCUUGUAAAUCUAAGACAUUUAUUUAAUUGUAAGUACUUUUGUUUUUAACAAUUUUUAGGACUCUUUUCUACUCUUGUUGUUAUUAUUACCUACCUACGUAAAUUAGAGAUAGAGAAUUUGCAAAAUAAUUUCAAUAACCUAUUUUUACACAUGACUUGGCAAAUUAAUGUAAGGAGCCUUUACAAAUUUUUCAUAAAGGUACCUAAGGUCUAAAAUAUAGAUAUGUAUUAACAUUUGUAUUAACUGUCUUCAAUAUCGUUUUUGCAAUAACAUAGAAAAAUUUAGGUAUAGUGAAGAUCUGAAAACAUUUAGAACUACAGAAUCCGACUUAUAGCUUUAACUUUUAAAACAGUUGUUUUCUGUUACCAUUAUAUUUCUUAUUUAUAUUAUAUGUGCUGUCUAAAAAAAGCCUUCGCAAUAAUUUAAAUUCAUUCAUCAAUUUAAAAAUUCAGUAUUUUAUUUAUUGGUGAAUUUUAAGCAGAACUACUUUAACUAUAUAAAAGCAAACUUACAACUUUGAUUAAUAUAUUUGUAUUUUUUUUCUGGCAACGAUAAUAUAUCUGUAAAAAUUAAAAGUUAACAAUGAAUUUAUGGGGUAAUUAAUGUUUCCGAUUUUUGAUAUUUUACUGACAGUAAUAAAUGUAAUAAUGUAGUUUUUUAAUCACUUUUUUAACAAUUAAAAAUUCAAUCGCUUUUUCAUCUCACGAAACUGUCCAGAAUCUAAGUGAUGUUAAUUAUGAAUAAGAUUUAAAUAAACAAUAAAUUAGUAUUUUGUUGUUAAUUGA
This is a messenger RNA of Cydia fagiglandana, 3075 nucleotides long. RefSeq lists its product as uncharacterized. NCBI's taxonomy places the organism in Eukaryota, Metazoa, Arthropoda, Insecta, Lepidoptera, Tortricidae. The coding region runs from base 244 to 969 and encodes 241 amino acids. Gene Ontology annotation, biological process: regulation of apoptotic process. The record is from RefSeq and is a predicted model, not a curated record. The transcript is spliced from 5 exons.